AUGAGUGGCGAUGAAAAUGAUCCGUCUGCUGAACCUUCGCGCAAGCGUGGUGGUUCAGCACUUUAUUCGGGCCCGCGUAAAAAGGUGACUUCAUCAAAUCCCCUUGUUCUCCAUGGUCGACACUUUGGUCGUACUGUGUUCGCAAUGUGCAACUAUCCUGCCCUCCUGACCGGAGGCAUACUCCGACUCGAAGAACUACAAGACUCACCAAUCGAGGACUAUCCAGCUGACGUUCGCAGAGAACACAGGGUAUUCUUGGAAUUAGUAGAUUCGUACCCCAGUCUUUUAGAUUGUUUGACAAAUGGUGAAGAAGAAGAUAUCAUUCACGUAGGAGAACUAAUGGGUAAAGGAGCGUCUGGUGCGCGAGGUGACGACACCAAGACUCUUAAAUCCGCUGUCCUCGAAUGGCUUGUCCCUAGAGGACAGGCACUUAUACCGCCUCUCUCCCGAAAUAUCAAGUCGGACCGUGGCUUCAAUCACGAAGUAACUGGUGCGUUGCUCUGCCCGGCAGGCCUUGACUGGUCGAAUGUGGAAACCAAGCAGAGCCUCAAAAGCGGUGAAACCGCAGUUCGUGGUGACCAGUGGCCGAUGUUUCUAUAUGCUGGGUAUGUUUAUGAUCCCGAAGAUCCUUGGACUGGUUUACUAAGGAGUGAGAUACUCAUCUUCGGUUUUAAGCAUGUUUUUACGUCUCCGAGCUCUGUGGAUAGGGAGCCAACAGCUACGCGCUCCGGAAAUGCAUAUCUUCACGGCAUGAAGUCUGUGACUAAAGGGUCCUUGGCUUAUAUUGCCACGCAGGUUCGGUUUUCAUUAAGCUCAUCAGCGGUAUUUUCGCGUACCGACACGGUUACGGACUCCGAGAACUUUUAUCAUAGUAUUCUUGAUCUGUUGGAAGAUCCUGAUGACAGUCAGGAAGUCGUUGACUUGAUGACGUGGUGGACUCGUCGCAUCUUCCCUAAUUCUUCCUCUUCGCAGCGAGGUACAAGCAAAAACAGCGCGCUAUCCAAAAUUCGGGAGAAGCGCGCUGUCCUUCAAGAACAAGCUGCUAUAGGCACUACUUAA
Messenger RNA from Suillus clintonianus, 1059 nucleotides. RefSeq lists its product as uncharacterized. The coding region runs from base 1 to 1059 and encodes 352 amino acids. NCBI's taxonomy places the organism in Eukaryota, Fungi, Basidiomycota, Agaricomycetes, Boletales, Suillaceae. The record is from RefSeq and is a predicted model, not a curated record. The transcript is spliced from 8 exons.